AUGGCAAAACAUCCAUGUGUGAUCAUCCACUCAAUCACUGUGGUGCAAGAACCGCUUCCUGACCUCCAAAGAGGGAAUCAUCAUACCGUCUCAAGCGCUAUCCAUCCAGUACAAUUUGUCGGAACCCUUCAACCAUGGACGACUUUCGCAGCCGACGCCCUAGCGGCUUUCCAAAAUCACGACUGGGGCCGCCACAAAGCGCAGCUAGAGCUGCGCCCUACGACCAACCCUUCGGUACCCAGCCUUCUUCGGGAGCAUGUGCUGGUCGGACAGGAAGGGGGGGUCCAAGGUCGCUGGAUGGAACACGUUGGCCAGGAUAUGACAGCCAUCCUCAAGGAUCAAUUGAUCCCCCUGAGGUUUGGGGAUUUUAAAGCUUCGGCCACAGCAUACGCCAAGCAGCCCGACGUCGCCUGCAUGGGGUUAAACGGGCCGGCAGAGCUCAUAGGAGAGCUCAAAGUGCCGUGGGUGGACGCACACUCCCUGACGGAUGCCGUUACAAGUACAACGGACGACAAGCUCCGCCAGGUUCUGGGACAAAUAGCAGAAUACAUGCUGGAUCUGGGGCUCGCGUAUGCGUUUAUGUCGACGUAUGAGGACACAAUCUUUCUCCGUCAGGUGCAAGCAGCGGGAACCUGGUCGCUCCAAUACAGCGAGCCCAUUCCGCACACGAACCGUGGCCCGCAGGCUGUGAGCGUCCGCAUGGGUAUGUGGCUUCUAGUAGAUGAGGUCCAACAGGGAAGAUCCCGAGCCAACAACCUCUUGAGGAAGACCCAGUGGGUGAAAGAGACUCGUAAGGGAACCUUCUAA
Messenger RNA from Aspergillus viridinutans, 807 nucleotides. RefSeq lists its product as uncharacterized. The transcript has 2 exons. The record is from RefSeq and is a predicted model, not a curated record. Lineage: Eukaryota; Fungi; Ascomycota; Eurotiomycetes; Eurotiales; Aspergillaceae. The coding region runs from base 1 to 807 and encodes 268 amino acids.